Molecule: messenger RNA, 1057 nt
Organism: Arachis duranensis
Lineage: Eukaryota; Viridiplantae; Streptophyta; Magnoliopsida; Fabales; Fabaceae
Product: probable magnesium transporter NIPA1
Exons: 8
Coding region: 101-1057 (318 amino acids)
Biological process (GO): magnesium ion transport
Cellular component (GO): membrane
Molecular function (GO): magnesium ion transmembrane transporter activity
Source: RefSeq, a predicted model, not a curated record
UUAGGUCCAGAAAAUUCUUAAAAAAUUUGCAGGGUGAUCAAGGGGGGUUAGGGCCCUGCAAAUUUGAAUCGUAACCCCUUGAAUCAUACGAUACGACAUCAUGGGGAUGACAAAGGACAACGUAAUUGGGUUUGUUUUGGCUGUGUCUUCCAGCAUUUUUAUUGGUUCAAGCUUUAUAAUUAAAAAGAUGGGUUUAUUAAGAGCCGCCGGUAAUGGCAAAAGAGCAGCCACGGGAGGCCAUUCAUACCUGACUGAACCGUUUUGGUGGGCCGGAAUGAUUUCAAUGAUCGUUGGGGAAAUAGCUAAUUUUGCGGCAUAUGCAUUUGCUCCUGCAAUUCUUGUAACUCCUUUGGGAGCUUUAAGCAUAAUUUUCAGUUCAGUGCUAGCUCAAUUUAUCUUACAUGAGAAAUUGCAUAUGUUUGGAAAGCUUGGAUGUGCCUUGUGUGUGGUGGGGUCCAUAACUAUUGUUUUGCAUGCACCGCACGAGCGCGACAUCCACUCCGUCAAGGAAAUAUGGGGGCUUGCUACAGAACCAGGUUUUAUUUUCUAUGCCAUUAUUUGUGUGGCAUUGAUUUGCAUUCUGAUUUUCCGUUAUGCGCCAACACACGGACAGAAGUAUAUAGUGGUAUAUAUUGGAAUAUGCUCACUCACGGGCUCACUCACGGUUAUGUGUGUGAAAGCAGUGGGAAUGGCCUUGAAGCUUACAUUUGAAGGGAAUAAUCAAUUUAAAUACUAUCAAACUUGGUUAUUCACAUUGGCCGUCGUUGGCUGUUGUCUCAUGCAGAUUAACUACUUAAACAAGGCUUUGGACAUCUUUAACACAAAUGUGGUCUCUCCAGUUUACUACGUCAUGUUUACUACACUUACCAUCGUUGCCAGUAUAAUCAUGUUUAAGGAUUGGGACCACUCAAGUGCACAACAGAUUGCAACUGAAUUGUGUGGUUUUGUCACAAUUUUAUCUGGGACAUUCCUUCUUCACAAAACUAAGGAUAUGGGAAACCCACCACCAGAAGUUUCUAAUAUUUCAAAGUCAAGUGAAGACCCUCCAGAAAUUUGA